Messenger RNA from Colletotrichum truncatum, 1395 nucleotides. RefSeq lists its product as uncharacterized. NCBI's taxonomy places the organism in Eukaryota, Fungi, Ascomycota, Sordariomycetes, Glomerellales, Glomerellaceae. The record is from RefSeq and is a predicted model, not a curated record. Gene Ontology annotation, cellular component: cytoplasm.
AUGGUGUUGACAGUUCUCACCGAUGACCAGAUCAAGGCCAUCUUGGCCGAUCUGACGGCUGAUGAGUUUGAAGGCUUUAGAAGAAUUCUCUCGCAGGCUCUUCACGAGUAUUCAACAAACACCCACAACAUUGAGGAUGGCACCUACCACCAACCUGAUCGCCUCAAGACGGAAAACCUCAAGACCGGCGCUACGACACUGUAUAUGCCAUCAAUCGGGCCUCAGGGCAUGGGAUGCAAAGUCGUGACCCUCAGUUCUGGAAAAGCAUCUGAGGACCCCUCAAAGCAGCGCAUCCAACCAACCGGCGCCGUAACACUUCUUUCACCAGAAGGCCAGCCCAUCGGCUUCCUUCACGCAAAGACUCUUACAGCCUUCCGCACCGCUCUCUCCUCAACUUGCCUCCUCGCCCGUCGGGGUCAGGUUAAGACGGUAACCUGUUUCGGCGUCGGCCUCCAAGCCUACUGGCACGUCCGACUGGCGCUUUUGAUCCGUGGCUCGACCAUCAAGCAGGUUAACAUAAUCAAUCGCCGUUUUUCAGACCAGGCGCGCGUGUUCCUUAAGCAGUUUUACCAUGUGCCGGCGCACAUCAAGGAACGCGAAGGUUGGGCUGACACGUCUUUCAGCAUCUUGACGCCUGGAUAUGGCGAAUUCCGGAGAUUGCAACGGGAACAGAUUCGGGAUGCGGAUGUGGUGUACUGCUGCACACCCUCAACCGAGGACCUCUUUGAGGCGGAGGUGCUGACAAGUCAUGAGGGUAGAAGGAAAGGAAGACUGAUUGCGGCCAUUGGCAGUUAUACGCCGCAAAUGAGAGAGUUGCCCGAAGGGCUACUUCUACAGGCCACCAAGCAUGAGAAGCCGCAUUGGCAUUUUCAUAAGCAUGCGCCUGAGGGUGGCGUGGUCGUUGUCGACACCCUAGACGGGGCGUUGAAGGAGGCGGGAGAAAUCAUUUCGGCAGGGCUGCAGCCGACGCAGCUUGUUGAACUUGGCGAGCUGAUUAUGCUCCGCCGCAUGCGCGAAGAAGCAGAAGAGGCGGAGGCGGGAGCGGAGACCGAAGGCGAUACGGCAAGUAUUGCACCUUCGGAGCUCGACAAGCUCGACUUUUCUGGCACACCAUCCAUCAAAUCCGCUUUCGCCAAUUCAGAUCGUGACUCACGGUCUUCUAUCAGCAAGGACUCCACUAACAGCAGCAAGGGAUCGCCACAUUUGUUCCGCCGGAGUUCAAGCCAGUCUUCGAGCGAGAAGCACAAGAAAGAGGAUGCGCUGGCGCGAUGGCUCCGGGACGGGACGGUCAUCUACAAGAGUGUUGGUUUAGGUCUAAUGGAUCUUGCGGUAGGCAUGCACUUGGUUGAACUUGCCAAGGAGAAGGGCAUCGGAACACGUGUAGAAGGAUUCUAG